AUGAAUAUAAGAGACCAUUUUCUAAGCUUACAACAUCAAAGCGUUUUACUUCAAUAUCUUUGUAAAAAUACUCAACAUCAGAUAAAUGAUAAAUCAGUAAUAUCUUCUCAUACAACAAUAACUACCGAUAGAGGAACCGAUGAGACUUUUAAUCGAAAUCUCCAACAAUUAUUGGAAACAACGGAUAUGUUGUUGGGUGGUGUUAGUGCGUUAACUGAUGAUACUCAACGUCUCAGUUCAGAGUCACUUCGUCAUGAAACUUCGCUUCGAUCUUUGCCUGAGGAGUUAUCAAAAUUGAAAAUCGCCGUUGAAGAAACACAUUCAUCGAUCAAUACUCAUCAAACCAAUCAACAGAUACUUGAAGAAAGCCUCACCUCAAUUCAACAGCAACUUGAAGAUCAAAAAAAUAUUUCCACUGAUGGUAAACUUAUGUGGAAAAUUACAAAUGUUCAGCAAAAAAUAGCUGAGGCUCAGUGCGAACGUCAGGUAUCUGUUUAUUCUCCUGUAUUCUAUUCAUCACCGAACGGUUAUAAAAUGCGACUUCGUCUCUAUUUGGCCGGCGACGGUAACGCUAGACGCACUCAUAUGUCACUUUUCUUCGUACUUAUGCGUGGAGAGUAUGAUGCUAUCCUUGAAUUUCCAUUCAAUUUCAAGGUGAUCUUUUGUCUAAUCGAUCAAACAUCUCAGCAACGACAUAUUAUCGAUUCAUUUCGGCCUGAUGUGAAAUCCAGUAGCUUUCAAAGGCCCCGAUCAGAUAUGAAUAUAGCGUCUGGUAUACCGAAAUUUGUGUCACUGACAAUGAUUCAACAAGAUGGCAAUCCCUACGUUCGUGAUGAUACUAUGUUUAUCAAAGCCAUCGUUGACUUUGGAAAUAUACCAAAGCUAUUACUACCAGACACAUUAAGCCUGAAUCCUGGUUUACCAAUUCUAUUGCAGCAUGAAUGGAUAAGACGUGAAAUUGAAAAGCGAGCGCAAGAAAAAACAUUCAAUAUAACUAGCACAUCUAUAUCUAUUGGUCAUGAUAUGAAUACGAAUGAAAAUGGAAAUAGGAGCUAA
Molecule: messenger RNA, 1056 nt
Organism: Rotaria sp. Silwood2
Lineage: Eukaryota; Metazoa; Rotifera; Eurotatoria; Philodinida; Philodinidae
Source: the annotation of a GenBank genome assembly